Molecule: messenger RNA, 3079 nt
Organism: Salvelinus fontinalis (brook trout)
Lineage: Eukaryota; Metazoa; Chordata; Actinopteri; Salmoniformes; Salmonidae
Product: DNA repair and recombination protein RAD54B-like
Exons: 15
Coding region: 94-2910 (938 amino acids)
Biological process (GO): double-strand break repair via homologous recombination; reciprocal meiotic recombination
Cellular component (GO): nucleus
Molecular function (GO): ATP-dependent chromatin remodeler activity; DNA translocase activity; ATP binding
Source: RefSeq, a predicted model, not a curated record
GUUUACGCCACUUUAGCGGGAGAAUUCGUCUCUGAAGAGUUGUUUUCUUGUAACUAACUGUCAAGCAGAGGCUUGCUUGACUAAACAGACAGGAUGCGUCGCUCAGGGGCCCCCAGCCAGGUCUUUGGUAACAUGGCGAAGAAGCCCCGGUUUGUCCCUCCUGGAGCCUCACUGGCUGGUCCUCCUGAUCCCCCUGUGGGUACCCUGCUUGAACCGGAGCCUCUGGCCCCUAAACUCGCCCUGGGGAACGUGCUCAACAAGGUCCAGAGGAGCCUCUCAGUCCCUGCACUGCCCCUUGCCCUGCCUGUGAAGGCCUUCAGCCUGGCUAAGAGCAGCCCCCAAGCCCCAGACCUGUCCAGAGCUCUAGCCAGGGUGCUGGGUGCAGCAGACAGUAAGAAGAACGAGCUAGAGCCUGAAGACCCUUCCUUUACAGAGGAGGUCACUGGAGACCCAGCUGACUUCAGAUGUUCCUCACAGAGACCGGCAGGAGGGUGUGGUCCAGGUGUGGUCGGGGCAGGUAGCGGUGCUGGUUCUGACGGGCCGCGGUACUUCAGUGUGAUGUGGUGUGAGGCCAGUGGGAGGAAACACAAACGCUGGCAGGGAGACGCUGUCCUGGUGACACGAGGGCGCACUGCCACGCUUAAAGACAUGGAGGGCAAGGACAUCGGCAAGGGUAGUGGCUAUAAGGUAUCAGAGCUGGCAUCGCUGGGUGAAGGAGAGACCUUGAUGAUAGGAGCUAAACAGGUGGAGGUGAUGGGACUCAUAUCAGAGCUGGACUACAAUAAGGGCCGCUGUUUCCUUGACGUCCAUGUGGAGAAGGAGGAGCCUAAGAUAUCAGCUCCUCCCCCCUCACGACGCCCAGCUUCUAAACCGUUCUGCCGUCCAACGCUAUUGGGCGGAGAGACUGAUAGGGGAGUGGCCAAGCCUCAGGAGGGGCCCUGUAAACCACGCCAUGACCCUCUAGCACCAGGAGCCAUUGUCAUGCCCCGGCCCUCAACCAAUCACCAGUGGGCGUAUAACAAGGCAGGCCUCCCACUGGUGGAUGUGGUGGUUGACCCCUACUUGACCGCUCACCUCCGACCCCACCAGCGAGACGGCCUGCUGUUCCUCUACGAGUGUGUCAUGGGGAUGAGGGCUACAUGUAGGUACGGUGCUAUCCUGGCAGAUGAGAUGGGUCUGGGUAAGACCCUCCAGAGCGUGGCUUUGACGUGGACGCUGCUAAAGCAGGGCCCAUACGGCGGGAAGCCGGUUGCUAAGCUUGUGCUGGUGGUUGCCCCCGGCAGCCUGGUGCAGAACUGGGGGGCGGAGUUUAAGAAGUGGCUUGGCCGUGAGAGGAUCAACGUCUACGCUGUUAACCAGGACCACAGGGUGGAGCUGUUUGCAGCGUCUCCUCUCCACAGUGUAUUAGUGAUCAGCUAUGAGAUGCUGCUACGCUCCCUGGAAGUGGUACAGAAGCUAGAGUUUGAGCUGGUGAUCUGUGAUGAGGGUCACAGGUUGAAGAACAGCAGCAUCAAGACUUCCUCUGCCCUCAGUGGUCUCAGCUGUACACGCAGAGUUAUUCUGACAGGAACUCCUGUCCAGAAUGACCUGCAGGAGUUCUAUGCCAUCAUAGAGUUUGUGAACCCGGGCAUUCUGGGGUCGUCUGCUGCCUACAGGAAGGUGUACGAGGAGCCAAUCCUCCGCUCCCGACAGCCCAUCUGCACUCAGGAGGAGAGAGUUUUGGGGGAGGAGCGAGCGGCUGAGCUCUCUCGUCUGACUGGUCUGUUUAUUCUGAGGCGGACCCAAGAGAUCAUCAACCGCUACCUGCCACCUCGUCAUGAUUGGACAGUGUUCUGUAGCCCCUCCUCCUUGCAGCAGGAGCUGUACCAGGCUCUUCUCUCGCACCGUGUCAUCCGAGCCUGUCUACAGGGGUCAACACAGACUCACACACACCUCGCCUGCAUCACCGCCCUGAAAAAGCUCUGCAACCACCCAGGACUGCUCUUCUCCACUGUACAGGAGCGUUCUGAUGGCGGCUCAGCAGAGGGUUCUCUGUAUGAAGGGCUAAGAGGUGUCUUUCCAGAGUCUUACUCUUCUGGGGGCUUCAGUACAGCUGAUUCAGGGAAACUACUGGUCCUGUCUGACCUACUGACCACUAUUCGUCACCUCAGCCCUACUGACAGGGUGGUGUUGGUGUCCAACUACACUCAGACGUUAGACCUACUCCAGGACCUGUGUGUCCACCUGGACUACACCUACUGUCGCCUGGACGGCAACACCCACACCAUCCAGAGGCAGCGAUUGGUGGACAACUUCAACAGCCCUCACUCCGCCCACUUCCUUUUCUUCCUGAGUUCUAAAGCCGGAGGGGUGGGGCUUAACCUGAUCGGCGCCUCCCACCUGGUCCUAUACGACAUCGACUGGAACCCUGCCAACGAUGUACAGGCAAUGGCACGAGUGUGGAGAGACGGACAGAAGAAGACUGUUCACAUCUACCGCCUGCUCACUGCAGGUACCAUAGAGGAGCGUAUCUUCCAGAGGCAGGUGUCCAAACAGGGGCUUUCUGGGACAGUGGUGGACUUGGAGAAAGGGGCGGAGCACACCAGCUUCUCCUCCAAUGAGCUGCGAGAUCUCUUCAGCCUGACGGACACACCCUGUCUCACUCACGACCUGCUAGACUGCAGCUGCAGUAUGGACGGAUCAGCCCCGGAAGAAGGAGAGGAUGAGGCGCCUGCGUCUGAUAGGCCGUGCCAGCUGGGUCGUCAAGGUGACCGUGGUGGGGUGGGGCAGAAGCAUCUGAGCAUGUCAGAGCUGAUGCAGUGGAGACACUUCGCAGGGGACACGCACACCUUCAGAGAUGCUUACCUGGACCACGCACGAAACCACAUCUCCUUCGCCUUCCAGUCCACCAUCUCACACACCACUCAGUAACACACACACACACACACAGGCUUCCCACAAAUGACCUCAUGCAGAGACCUUAAGAUGUGUUCCUUUCUGAGAAACAUUGGACUAUGUUAUUCUUUCUUUAUAUUCUCUACUGUUUUUACAGUUUGAUAGAAGAGAAAUUGUAAAUUAUGGAAUAAACUGCUAAAUUAUA